Molecule: messenger RNA, 886 nt
Organism: Manihot esculenta (cassava)
Lineage: Eukaryota; Viridiplantae; Streptophyta; Magnoliopsida; Malpighiales; Euphorbiaceae
Product: 36.4 kDa proline-rich protein
Exons: 2
Coding region: 66-629 (187 amino acids)
Source: RefSeq, a predicted model, not a curated record
UCCAUUAUCACUCACUCUCUCUUCUACUUCUUCUUUGCUUUCAAUAGAAAAAGCAAGAAGAAGAUAUGGACUCCUCCAAGAUCUCAGCUCUUCUCCUCAUUUGCAUUCUUUGCAUUUCCUCCGCCACCCCAAUUUUUGGCUGUGGUUAUUGCGGCAAGUAUCCACCAAAACAUAAGGGCCACAAGGGAAAAUCUCCUAAAGGUCCCAUUACUAUUCCUCCCAUUGUUAAUCCUCCAAUCAACUUGCCACCAGUUAUUCCUCCUAUUAUCAAACCACCAAUCACUAUCCCUCCUAUUGUGAACCCGCCGGUGAUCACUAACCCACCAAAGGGAGGUAGCACUCCAUGCCCACCACCACCAGGUGCUAAGGCUACAUGCCCAAUUGAUACUCUGAAACUGGGUGCCUGUGUGGAUCUUCUUGGUGGGUUGGUGCACAUUGGUCUUGGUGACCCAGUUGUGAACGAGUGCUGCCCAGUUCUUCAAGGACUUGUGGAGCUUGAAGCUGCAGUCUGCUUGUGCACCACUCUCAAGCUCAAGCUUCUCAAUCUUAACAUCUAUGUCCCCAUUGCUCUUCAACUCCUGGUUACCUGUGGCAAGACACCUCCUCCUGGUUACACCUGCUCUCUUUAGACGACCCAAGGUUGGCAGAAAUGAUUGAAGGACAUCGAAAUCGACAUGAGAGGAUGUCGAUCGAGCCUUUUUUUUCUUUAUCUUUUUUGUUUUUUUCUUGAUCGGUAAUGGUGAAGAUGGAUGCUUUGGUAUAUUAAUUUGUAAAACAUUUAAUUUUUAAAAAAUUGUUGCAUGUGUGGUUUGUCAGCUUAGACAAGGAUGUAAUCAAGAGAUUUUUAUCUCUUAUCAGUAUUAGAUUGCCUUUUGAUUUGAGAACC